Nyctereutes procyonoides (raccoon dog) is the source of this 598-nucleotide messenger RNA. RefSeq names its product keratin-associated protein 12-1-like. The record is from RefSeq and is a predicted model, not a curated record. NCBI's taxonomy places the organism in Eukaryota, Metazoa, Chordata, Mammalia, Carnivora, Canidae. The coding region runs from base 57 to 437 and encodes 126 amino acids. The transcript has a single exon.
GGAGCGUCCAGAUCAGCCUGUCCUCGUCCCCAACUCCACUCCAGCCCCACUCCACCAUGUGCCACACCAGCUGCUCCGAGGGCUGCCAGCCAGCCUGCUGCGUGCCCAGCUCCUGCCAGGUGUCCGGCUGCGUGCCCAGCUCCUGCCAGGUGUCCAGCUGUGUGCUCAGCCCCUGCCAGGUGUCCAGCUGUGUGCUCAGCCCCUGCCAGGUGUCCAGCUGUGUGCUCAGGCCCUGCCAGGUGUCCAGCUGUGUGCCUGUGAGCUGCAGGCCCGUUGUGUGCUUUCCAGUGAGCUGCAAGCCCGCUGUGUGCCUGCCCGUGAGCUGCAAGCCCAUCGUGUAUAUGGCCUCCCCCUGUCAGUCCUCUGGCUGCUGCCAGCCCUCCCGCCCCACCCUGGUCUGCACCCCUGGCCCCUGCGGCACCCCUAACUGCUGCUAACAAGUCACCUGGAACAUCCAUAUCUGCUAUUGACCUCUCCUGCCCUGUCUCAUUCCUGAAGCACUGACGGAGCCACACUCCAUAGAGGCUAGAAUUCCCUCCUGCUUUUCCUAUCCACGAAAGCUUAGUGAUCUAUUAAAAAUAAAUCUCUGUGCUCCUCA